Messenger RNA from Eruca vesicaria subsp. sativa (arugula), 1879 nucleotides. NCBI's taxonomy places the organism in Eukaryota, Viridiplantae, Streptophyta, Magnoliopsida, Brassicales, Brassicaceae. The record is from the annotation of a GenBank genome assembly.
AUUUACCAAUGUUGAUGGUAUUAUUAACACCGUUUCACCGGCAGCAGAACUCAGCGACUCUGACUACAUCGCUGACACUUACACAAACAUAAAUCUAAAAAGCCCAGGAUAGUACACGUGGCACCAUCGUAACCAUCCCUCCCACGAUCUGAAAUAAUCAUCUCUUCAAUCAGAGGAGGACCCCACAAACCGUCCGAUUCUUCCUCGAGCAUUCCUUCUCCUUUCUUCUUCUCCAAAGGCAAAGAGGGAGAGAGAUCAUCUCUGUCUCACUUCAUCCCUACAAAGCCAUGGCAAGUUCUGCUGCUCCUUCUCAAAAGGCUCUGAGCAAGAUCGCGUGUAAGAGGCUUCAGAAAGAGCUUGUGGAAUGGCAGAUGAGUCCACCUACGGGUUUCAAACAUAAGGUCACUGAUAAUCUCCAGAGAUGGAUAAUUGAAGUUAUUGGAGCUCCAGGAACUUUGUACGCGAACGAAACCUAUCAGCUUCAAGUUGAUUUUCCCGAGCACUAUCCUAUGGAAUCGCCACAAGUGAUUUUCCUUCCUCCGGCUCCUUUGCAUCCUCACAUUUACAGCAAUGGGCAUAUUUGUUUAGAUAUUCUGUAUGAUUCGUGGUCUCCAGCGAUGACGGUGAGUUCUAUCUGCAUCAGCAUCCUCUCUAUGCUCUCUAGCUCCACUGAAAAGCAACGACCGACCGAUAAUGACCGAUAUGUGAAGAAUUGCAAGAACGGAAGAUCCCCAAAGGAGACGAGAUGGUGGUUCCACGAUGAUAAAGUAUAAAUCAACCAUCCAUCAAAUCAUAAAUGUAUAAUAAUCCAAAACCGUCAUGAGGUUUGUUCAUGUUUGUUGUCUCAUUUUAAUUUUAAUAAUCGGGUUUUAAGCUUCCCUAAACCCAUAUCAAAAUCCUUGAUGAUGUAGAAAAAAUUAAACAGUACGUAACAUAUUACUAACUUGAAUCUUCCUAAUUAACUCUAAUUUUUAAACGUUACUAACAAAAUACCCCAACCUAAUCUCUCUGAUGCUUCUCUAUUAGGUCAUAUAUAUACAUCAGGAAGAAUAUAUUCUCAACUACUACUUUCCCUCUCUGAUCUUCUCAUGUCACCAUGAAGCUGACGACGAAGAGGACGGUUGAGGAAACAAAGCCAGUGAUGGGUUUUGAAAGAUUCUCUGACCGGUAGCAAGUAUAUGUCGUGGAUCAAACUCAGCCUUCAUGCUGCUAAACUGAUCCCAUUUGUCUCCAUAAUGAGCCACCCACUCCUCUUGUGUCGCGUGGUGAGGAAGGUACUGCUUCACAUUGAUCUUGGCUUGAUCACAGAACUCCAAGAUCCUACGGUUCUGAUCUUUUAAAUACUCUAGCUUCUGCGUUUCCUCACCGUCCGAUAAAGCUGAUCUCAGUAGAGCCACCAGGUAGAAAACUUCCUCGUCCGGUGUAACAGCCGAGCUUCUUUCGUCCCAUCUGGCAUUACAAAAAAAAAAGAUUAACACGUCAGCACGACAAUAUCUAUAGUUAAUAAAUGAUGUGUGGGAGGGUCGUUGAGAUUGGUUUGGUUUAGUAGAAUCCGAUUGGGACCCACCACCAUUAGUUAUAGGAACUAAAAAACAAUAGACCCAAUCUGGACCGUCAAGAUUGGACAACGAACCAAAAGAGAAAGAUGAGCCGACGAUGAUGCGUUGUUAUCAAUCUUAGCUGGUUCAAUUCGAUGCACAUGUGAACAAAGUUUUUCGGACAAUCCCAUGUACCACGUGUCAGAAGUUCUUUACAAUUUCGACAAACAAUUUUUUUUUUUUGGACCACAAGUGUAACUUUGCAUGCAUGCAAAACUCGUUUUAUUCUUUUGUUUCUGUAAAGAAUUUUAUAAGUAAAACGGUGGUAAUAUAUCGAUCGA